Vombatus ursinus (common wombat) is the source of this 2191-nucleotide messenger RNA. Its product is annotated as polypeptide N-acetylgalactosaminyltransferase 4-like. The transcript has 4 exons. Lineage: Eukaryota; Metazoa; Chordata; Mammalia; Diprotodontia; Vombatidae. Gene Ontology annotation, cellular component: Golgi apparatus. The record is from RefSeq and is a predicted model, not a curated record. The coding region runs from base 30 to 1763 and encodes 577 amino acids.
CCGCCCGGCGUCGGCGCGGCCGCGUCCCCAUGGCCUUCGCCCCGGAGGAUCCAAUUUUGGAGCGUUAUUUCAAAGGCCAUAAAGCUGCAGUGACCAGUGUGGAUUUCAGCCCCAAUGGCAAACGACUUGGGAGGGGUCAGGCUCGGGAAGAAGGCGGGUGGGAGAGAGGCGUACCUGGCCCCCGGGGGAGAGCGGAAGACUUGGCCCAGCCCCUGUACGCGAAGCCCCCGCCGGACCCGGGGGCCCUGGGGGAGUGGGGAGAGGCGAGCCACCUCCAGCUCCAGGGGGAGGAGGAGAAGCAGGCGGAAGAGCUCACCGAAAGGUAUGCCAUUAACAUUUACCUGAGUGACAGAAUCUCCCUGCACCGGCACAUCCGGGAUGAUCGCAUGUACGAGUGCCGGCUGAAGACCUACGAGUACCGCAGGCUGCCCACCACCUCGGUCAUCAUCGCUUUCUACAACGAAGCCUGGUCCACCUUGCUGCGGACCGUCCACAGUGUCCUCGAGACUUCCCCUGCCGUCCUCCUGAAGGAGAUUAUCCUGGUCGACGACUUAAGUGAUAAAGUGUACUUGAAGGCUCAGCUGGAAACCUACAUCAGCAGUCUGCGAAGAGUCCGUUUAAUCAGGACCAAGAAGCGGGAGGGGCUGGUCAGAGCCCGCCUCAUUGGAGCGACUUUUGCCACUGGGGAAGUGCUCACGUUCCUGGACUGCCACUGUGAGUGUAACUCAGGGUGGUUGGAACCUCUCUUGGAGAGGAUUAGUCAGGACGAAUCCGUGAUCAUUUGUCCUGUCAUAGACACAAUUGAUUGGAAUACGUUUGACUUUUACAUGCAGGAAGGGGAGCCAGUGAUUGGGGGAUUUGAUUGGCACUUAACGUUCCAGUGGCAGGCAGUCCCUGAGCAUGAAAGGAGAAGGUGGAAAUCCAGAAUUGACCCCAUCAGAUCCCCCGUCAUGGCAGGAGGGCUAUUUGCAGUCAGUAAAAAGUAUUUUGAGUACCUUGGUACUUAUGACACAGGGAUGGAAGUAUGGGGUGGUGAGAACUUGGAGUUGUCAUUCAGAGUUUGGCAGUGUGGAGGGGCCCUGGAGAUUCACCCCUGUUCCCACGUAGGGCACGUUUUCCCAAAGCGAGCCCCCUACGCCAGGCCCAAUUUCCGACAGAACACAGUCCGGGCAGCGGAGGUGUGGAUGGAUGAAUAUAAAGAGCACUUCUAUAAUCGAAACCCUUUAGCAAGGAAGGAAAAUUAUGGUGAUGUGUCUGAACGAAAAUUAUUGAGAAAACGGUUGAAUUGCAAGAGUUUUGACUGGUAUUUGAAAAAUGUAUUUCCUGCGUUGCGUGUGCCAGAGGAUCGACCUGGCUGGCAUGGGGCCAUUCGAAGUGCAGGAAUCUCUUCCGAAUGUCUCGAUUACAAAUCUCCAGAUCGUGAUCCCACAGGAGCUCAUCUGUCUCUGUUUGGAUGCCACGGACAAGGAGGCAAUCAGUUUUUCGAGUAUACCUUAAAGAAAGAGUUACGCUUUAGUGUCCAGACGGAAUUAUGUGUGAUGGUCCCCAAGCAGAGCAAUUAUGUUGGCAUGCAGUACUGCCCUAAGCAGGGGUCCUCUGUUCCUGAAGAGAUUAUCUGGCACUUUAAAGAAGAUGGAACAAUUUAUCAUCCCCAGUCUGGCAUGUGUCUGAGUGCCUACCGUACAUCAGAGGGGCGGCCUGAUGUGCAAAUGAGAACUUGUGACCCCCUCGAUAAAAAUCAGAUUUGGAGGUUUGAAAAGUAGACUGGACACCUGCACAGCGGUGUUUAAAACAAAAAAAAAAACAGCCUCCUGAAGACUGUAUUUUGUUAAAAAGUUAUUUGAAUGUCAACUGAGACCAUUCCAGAAAAGCUGUUUCAUUAUCUUGUCUCAUACACUGAGACCGGUGGUGGGCCCAAAACCACUUUUCAUAUUAGUAGAUGCCUUAUGGACUGAAUUCAUUUUCUAAGCCCAACCCAAUCUCUUUUUCCCUCCUUUUUGGAUGAAUUCUUUGUAUGGUGAGAGAGCCCCAGAGGCUGUAAGUUCCAAACUUAGGAUUCAAGAAGUGAAAAAUCAGCCGUAUGAGAAAUGGCUUAUGUUAAUGCAUAAAUUACUGACAUUUGAAGAUUAUGUGCAGUGUGAGUACACCAAAACUGGCCUGGUAAAUAUAGGAUUUUUAUUUCAUCCACCAA